CGUCACCGCAUCCGAACCUAGACCAGUCGCAGCCAUUUUACUCCGCGAAAUAAACUUCAAUCUCAUCGCUGGGGGAAAAAGGAAAAAUACAGUAGAUAGUUCCGCUGACGUUAAUGGACAUCUCGUUGUUAACCAGACCUCGGACGGACUCGGGUUUCAAGUCUUCGCAAUUCGGUAACAGCGAGACAUAACAUAAAGGGACGGUGACCCAAACAGCUGUUGGGCUUACCUGGGAACCCUCCCCCACCCCCAACCCCCCACCCACCCCCUUUCCUGAGGCAUAAUGGAUCCCCAGGUUUCGCAGUGGCAACUCGGAGCAGAGGGGGAAUGUGGGAUGUCAAGUCUGCUAGUGCCGAGUCCCCAGAGCGAGGCGGUGACCCAUGAGAUGGAGGAGCUGUCGCUGCAGCCCACACAGAGCCUGCCUCCGCUCAGUGAACGCAAAAAUGUCCUGCAGUUGAGGCUUCAGCAAAGGCGAACCCGGGAGCAGCUGGUGGACCAAGGCAUCAUGCCACCUCUCAAGAGCCCAGCGGCGUUCCACGGGCAGAUUCGCAGCUUGGAGAGAGCGAGGACUGAGAAUUUCCUGAAGCACAAGAUCCGCAGUCGUCCAGAGAGAGCAGAGCUGGUCAGGAUGCACAUCCUGCAAGAGACCGGAGCAGAGCCCUCACUACAGGCCACCCAGAUGAAGCUGAAGAGGGCGCGGCUGGCCGACAACCUGAAUGAGAAGAUCGCCCAGCGACCUGGCCCGAUGGAGCUGGUGGAGAAGAACAUCCUGCCGGUCGAUUCCAGCCUUAAACAGGCCAUCAUCGGUGAGACGCAUGGCAGCAGAGAUAUUAUGGGCCAGGUGAAUUAUCCCAAGGUGCUGGACGAAGACAGCUGUGAUGCCCUGUCCCCGGAGCAGCCGGCCAGCCAGGAGUCUCAGAGCUCUGUCCCCUCACCAGGCGAGAGCAAAGCACCGGAGACGCCCUCUCCGGUUCCAGUUCCAGCUCCAGCUCCACUAUCGAGCCCCAUGCUGCAGGCGUUCCCUGUUGCUACACAAGCAGGACAGGACUUUGUGAAAGUGAUCUCUACCAAUGAGCUUCCCGCCUGCCGCCCGGCUGUCAUUCCUGCUCCCUCCAAACCCGGCCCAACACUGGUGAAACAAAGCCAGCAGAAGACGCCCUCGGAGAAGAGUCGCAGUAAGAAGGGCAAAGAACCGAAGCCCAGGGUGAAAAAGCUCAAAUACCACCAGUAUGUUCCUCCAGACCAGAAACAGGAGGCCAGUGAAGCACCCAUGGACUCCUCUUAUGCCCGACUAUUGCAGCAGCAGCAGCUGUUCCUCCAGCUGCAGAUCCUCAGCCAGCAACAGCAGCACUACAACUACCAGACCAUAUUACCAGCUCCACUCAAAUCUGUGGCAGAGGGUCAGGGCAGCACCGCCAGCAGCCUGCCAACCUCCAUCGUGGUGUCUCUGCCCACCGCCCCUCCACCUCCUCCUCUGCCUCCAGCUCCGGCUCGGCUGAACAACUCGCUGUCUAACCGCAAGCCAGGAGUCUUGCCUGCCAACCUGGAGGAGAUGAAGGUGGCGGAGCUGAAACUGGAGCUAAAGCUGCGCAGCCUCCCUGUGUCAGGAACCAAGACUGAUCUGAUAGAGAGGCUGAAGCCUUUCCAGGACAAUCCCACCACCUCUGCUCCUGUCACCAUUCCUCUUGCCACUACCACCUCCAUCCCCAUGGAGGUCACCACCACCACUACCACCACCCCCGCUGCCCUAGUCCUCCCAGUCCAGCAGGUGACUCCAGAGAGCAUGAGCUCCACGCCACCGGUCUCGCCCAUCCCCAAUGAUCCCUGCACCCUUCAGCAGGAUGGAGGCAUGUCUGAGGCUCCUGAAGUACAAAUGGUGAGCUCCGGCUCGGCAGGUCCGCGGUCCUCCCCUCUCUCGCCUUUUCAAGUCCCAGAGGAAAAGGACAGGAGGCUCCACGAGAAGGAGCGGCAGAUAGAGGAGCUGAUGAGGAAGCUGGAGCACGAGCAGAGGCUGGUGGAGGAGCUGAAGAUGCAGCUGGAGGUGGAGAAGAGAGGCCAGGGCUGCACUGCCGACUCUCUCUCUGUAUCUCCCAAACUCACCUCUAUACCUGCCAUGAAUCCCGUUCCUACUGUUCUGAAUUCAAAUGUAGUAAAAAUGGAGGGUGCAGUCCUGUCAAACUGUUCAUCCACCGCUGCUACCAUCCCAAACUCUGUCCUGGGCUCCCGGGCUCUCACCAGCCCCCUACCAACCGUGGUGAAGUUGGAGGACGUGACUGUUUCUGCUGGCAAGCCGAUCCAGCUCCAGACCCAAACCCAGCUCCUCACCCAGAUCCAGCCCCAAGCCCAGCCCCAAGUCACCACCAGCCCGCAGCUUCUCCCCCAGUCACAGAGAAGUCCCAAACUUCAGACCCAGGCCCAGUCCCAACCUGCAGCCCCCAGCCUGCAGCAGUUCUUUAUCAGCCACUCAGGUGGAGUCUCCCAAGUUCUGGGUCAGCCUCAGACUCUGCUGACCACGACUGGCCAGGCUGGGACUCAGAUCCUCCUCCCAGUCUCGCUGCCCAACAGCGCUACUGCAAUCCAGCUGCCAAGCACCGCUGUCAGCCUGCAGCCUGUUCUCCAGGCCACAGUCUCAAAUCCAGGCCUGUCAGUUCCUCAGCUGCAGAGCACUAAGAUGGAGACGGCACCCAGUCAGCAGUUAGCCAACCACAACCCAUUGCUACAGACUCUGACAUUGUGCAAUAAUACCACUGGUCUGGAAAACCACACUAGACCUGAGAUGAAUCGCCAGUGUUUCCUCAGAAGCUCCCCAGAGACCAGGGUCUCUCCACAGGCUUCACCCAACCACCACAUGUCCAACGGACCCCUUAAUAAGUCCCCUUCUCCCCAGCCCACCUUCAUCCUGCAGCCCACCUCUCUUAUUACGCAGCCUCCCAAAACAAGAGAGCCUCCCCGCUAUGAGGACGCCGUCAAACAGAGCCGCAACAUGCACAUCAACAAUGUUUCACAGGUUCCCACGGCAACCAGCCAGCAAAUGGAUGACUUGUUCGACAUCCUCAUAGAGAGUGGAGAAAUCACACCAUUUAUCCAGCAGGACCCCCCCGUGUCUCUCAAUAAGACCCACCCGGUCACAGCCAAUAUCACCACCCUGCCCGUCAACACUGCCCUCUGCAGACCGCCUCCACAGAUCCAUUUGGCCCCCCCGCCCACCCUGAGCCCGGUCAUCGACCCCAGCCUGUCCAGCCUCUCCUCUCUGGCCACAGACAAUCAGCUGGAGGCUUUUUUGGAGGGGACACUGGCUGGGACAUCACCAGUCUCAGACCCGCGCACACAGGGCCUGAUGGAGGAGCUGCAGGCCCAGCUGAUGGACCAGCAGCCCUACUCACCCAUGGACACAUCAGACCUGUCCUUCUGCGACUCCUCCUCACCUCCCUCCUCACUGAACAUGGGUCUGUCUGACCCGGCACUGGACAAUAUGGAGUGGCUGGACCUCACCAUGCCCCCGGGGCCCGCUGGGGCGCUCACACCACUGGGGAUCCCCACAGAUUUCCUGGAUACACACGACCUGCAGCUGCACUGGGACUGACGGCGCUUUCGGGUGAGGAAGCUGGAGGAGAGUCGGCUGAGCAGCUGAGCCGGGAGUGAGAGAUGGAUGGAUGAAGAGAAGAAGAAAGGGAUCGGCGGCGGCAAAGAGGUUGAGAGUUUAAACAUUUUUUUAAAAAAGGAAACAAAAAGAGGAGAAAACGUGGCACUCCUGUGCUAUUAUCACUCUUUUACAGUACAUCCAUACCAUCUGUAAUAUUCCCACUAUACUACAGUAAGAGACACUGUACAGGCAGUGCGCUGAUCAAGCUGAACUACAAGCAGGAGUUUGCACAGCUUUAAAAGAGGACCUGUCAUCACUAAGGCGAUUGUGAUAAAGGGAUUUUAAACACAGUAGACUUUCUCAUUGACUGACAUCAUGAUUUUAAUGAUGAUUUACAGAAAGGAGGAGACAAAGCCAAACUAAGACUGGUAGCAUGGACUGUUUGUAAAUACUGUUCAAACCACACUAAUACAACUUGACAUUUGUCUCGGUCAGAGAGCCAGAGCUGACGCCUGAGAUCGUCCACUUAUUCCCACUGGAGGUUCGGCCUGUGACGACUUUACUGUGUAAGUACAGUAACUAAAUGUGCGAAAGGCUUCCUAGAUUGUUCUGUAGGUGUGUCUGAUGUGAAGGCCUUUGAACCACUGAGGCGUACUGUGCCAUAAGAUCUUAUAUAAAAGCUGGUAGUUACAGCACAGACCACAGACUACAGAUUAAAUCCAGUCGUUGAAGAAAAAAAAAGGGAGAUUAGAUUCUAAAGAAGGAUGCGUUUGAGUCUUGCCUUGGACGUAGGUUGUUUGGGAUGAUGUCAGUGCAGCAUCAGUUACUGACCGAUUCGCCCAGGAAUGUCUAAGUGCUUUGAGAAGUUGCUUCAGCCUGUCUGAGGUGCUGGACAGUCAAACCCUUCUCUUCCCUUUACAAUUCGAGGCCAGACGUGCUCAGUCAGUCACCGAGCCAGGUUUCAAAAAUUCCCCCAGCUGAGAAAGAGGUGGAGCCUCUGUUCACACUGGUCCACUCUACAACAUACUGUAGAUUAUUGUGUUUGCUGACUAAUCUGAUAUGUCCUAUCAGAUGUGACUGUUUUUCCUCUGACCUAUCGUGACCCCUCCGGUCAAGCUGAUGAAUGACUGUAAAGAACAAAGACUCGACUCCAGUCGGAUGACGAGAGGAGGAAGCUCCUCCGUCAAUGUGAGAGCUAUGCACUAAAGAGGCGGAGAGAUCUAGUGAUGCGCCUCAUUCACCUCAGAACAAAGAAAUGUGAACUUCGCAUACCCAAGGUGAUCGUUAAUAUGAAGUGAUCGAUAUGAUUGAGAUCAGCGUAAUGAUCAUGUGGCCAAUCAAUCCAGAGAUACAGCAGUUGUUGUCCAAGUCUCUAAUUUUGAAUGUACUUUUGAAAAGAUCAAAAAAAAAAAUAGGACUUUACUUACAUAGUCGGCAGCUUUUUUUUCCUCUGAAAUUAAACUGACAUAAAACAGUAAAAAGGGAACAAAUAUCAGUUUAUGAGACAUGCAGACACACAUCUGUAACAGGUGUGAACUGUGUGUACGCUGCAAGUUAUAUCAAGAAUUAAAGAUGUCUUUGGAGACGAUGAGCUUUAUAUCUAGCUGUCCUACAGUAUCCCUGCACUUUGUCUGUGCGUGUGUUUGUGUGUGUGUGUGUGUGCGCGUGCAUGUGUGUGUGUGCGUGUGUGUGUGUGUGUGUGUGCGUGGAAAUCACUGCAACGCUAGCCAACAAACGCGCCAGUCAAAAUGACCUGUAUCUGACCUGUAGAAGUUAUCAAGAGACCAACCAGCAACAUCUGGCUGAACGUGUGAUGCGUCAGCCGCUGAAAGUUUGUUUCCUGACCGUUUGUUUGUGUGAGAGACGCAUGUUGAUUUAGGUGUGCGUGCGUGUGUGUGUGUGUGUAUGGAUUUGUCUUCCUGUCUCUCUUGCAUGUACGUCUGUGCGUGUCUCUCUGUGUGCAUGAUUGUAUUGCGCGUUUAAUCUCGGGCUGUUUCCAGCUCUUUCUGCGGCCGUCGGCCUCCAGUCGUUUCAAGAAAGUUGCUAAUAUCUAUGAAAUCAAAUCAUUCGCUCUCCAGUCGCCAUAUUCCAAAAAUGUACUCUUCAAAAAGGCUUCUGAUGACUGUUGUACUGUUUUAUCAGUCGGUGUGAUACAUUCAAAAACGCACAGACACCUUUUGAGGUGUGACACGCGGCGGGGGCGUCAGUGAAGAGGGCUCAGCUCCUUUUUAAAGCCGUGAUAAAAUAUUAAUGUUUAUUUUCAAUGGAUUGCAUCAUAUCCCGCUCAAUCUUUUUUUUUUUUUUUCAAACCUGAAUAUUGAUUUAGGAUAAAUAUUCUUUUGGGAUUGAUACAGUCUUACUGUAUGGCACUUUGAAAUAAGAUUGCUUUUUUUUUUUUUUUUUUAAUUCUCUUUUAAAUCGAUUCUAUUCAUUGAAAUUACAUUUUGCAUUGAACCACUUUAUUGUGUUAUUACAUCCAUGGGCACUAGAGGGCGCUCGCUCUCCAGUUGUGGCAUGACGGCACAUUUUCAGUGGCAACUGUUACUUCAGGGUCAUUUUCUAGCAGGAGAAAAAGUAAAAGGGGCUUUUAUUUUGUUUUGUUUUCGUGUUUUUUUAUUUUUUUGCAUUUUACAGAGAUGCAUUCUCUGCCUGUAUAAUGCUGAUUUACUGUUCACAUCAGCAAUAAUGUGGAGACCUGAGCAAAAUGACUGAGAGCCCUCCAUGUCAACACUGUCUCGUCAUCGUAUAAGUAUAACACUCUUACUGCUGCAGAUGCACAUUUAUCAUCAGAUCAGGUCGAGACACUUGGAUGUUCCCAAAUCCUGGUUACGUUUGACCCCCUGAAAGAGUCGGCUGAAUACUGUACAGACCUGCUUCUAGGCUUUGUCGCAUGUUCUCGCUGUACCUGUACGAGCAGGUGUAGUCGUAAUUCUUUUCUUUUUUCCCACGUUGCUGCGAGUGUUAAAUCCUUCGUAGGAUGAACAGUAAGAGUCACUAGUUGGUUUAUGCGUAUCCUAAAAGCGAUGAUGAGUUAAUUGUGUAUUUUGUUUUUCUCUGUCAUAUUUUGGUAUUUUGUUGUCUAAACGGCAGUGGAACAUAUUAUCAUGUUUUGUUAUAUAUGUUUUUUUUAUUUUAGGGUGAAACGUAAAAGGAAAAAAAAAAAACAUUUAAUCUUGUUUUCAUGUUGGUGUAAAAUCUGUAAGCGGAGAUUUCAUGUGUAUAUUUUUGGUUUGCAGAGUUUUCUUUAAUUUUCAUUUUUAUUUUGCAUAUCAGACAUACACAAACCUCUUGGCUGCAGUAAAUCUACACAUGACUUCCACUAUGAUGUGACACCACUUUACCAUUGGCCACUGUGGUUGCUGACUGGCCAGACAGGGACAGCUGAAAGCAAUAAUGGCUGCUCUCCCUUGAUAUACUGUACUGUAUGUCAAAUCCUGCCUUGAUUUUAUUCAUGUACGAGCCUUUACUGCAUAAACAGUAGUACAUUAGUUUUUAAGCUGACAAGCACUUCAUAUCUGAGUAGAUAAGUGAGGGCUUGUUUGAAUAACCCUCUUAUAUUAGAGGGUCGUGGAAGCGCCGUCAAUCAGGCUUCCACAUGUUGACCUCAGCUCUCCGGCUCGUCCUCACCCACCUUGCGCCGCUUAUCAUCGUCGUGAACAUUAUACAUUUUUCGGGGUGGAGGAGCUGAACUUAAGAACAGAGCUCUGUACAAGACGUCUCAUUGCAUUACAUGUAUUUUGGGCACAUUAGUGGAAGCACAGGCGAGAGGCACCGAGGUUCUCCACCCUCAUCAUUUGAUUUAUGAUCUUCAUUGUAGCCGAGUCUCCUCUCUUAUCUCCACCACCCAUGCCAUGCCUCUUGUUGUUUGUAAUGCCAUAUGUUUUGCACAUUGUGUAUAUAUUUAUAUAGAUGUAAUGCAUAUUUUUAUACAUGUGUAACAUCCAUGGGCUCUCUAUUUUGUAAAUACUCAAAAAGAUGUAUAUAAGUACUGUAUGCCUUUAUGUGUCAAUAAAAUUUGGUGUACUGUGA
This is a messenger RNA of Seriola aureovittata, 7612 nucleotides long. It is a transcript of the gene mrtfba, whose product is annotated as myocardin related transcription factor Ba. The record is from RefSeq and is a predicted model, not a curated record. The transcript has 16 exons. The coding region runs from base 284 to 3583 and encodes 1099 amino acids. NCBI's taxonomy places the organism in Eukaryota, Metazoa, Chordata, Actinopteri, Carangiformes, Carangidae. Gene Ontology annotation, biological process: smooth muscle cell differentiation.